GGAGAGAGACUUCUGGCUACAUACACUUCCCAUUAAAGAACUUUCUGUUCUUUCCUUCAAUUUUAACGUUAUUCACCUCCUGUCGCAGUAAAUCGGCUUAAAGAACUACUAUGGCUCUUCAGAUCUAUGGUCAUCCUGUCUCCACUUGUACCCAGCGUGUAUUGACGGUACUCAACGAGAAAGGCAUCGACGUCAACUUCACUCUGGUUGACAUUUUCAAAGGGGAGCACAAGGCUACGGAAUACGUGGAUAGACUACACCCAUUCGGCAAGGUUCCUGUUCUUGUUGAUCACGAAAGCGGAAUCCAGAUCUUUGAGAGUAGAGCUAUUGCUCAAUACAUUGCAACGAAAUAUCGAGGCUCGGGCACCGAUCUUUCCCCCCCUGAGUCAGACUUGAAGAGAUAUGCUGUCUAUCAACAAGCUUUGUCUAUCGAAUUGUCCUACUUUGAUCCUUUAGCUGCUGUCAUUGUCUGGGAGAAGAUUUUCAAGGCUGUGACGGGAUUUGGAUCUCCAGACGAAGAAAUCGUCAGAAUCACCCUGAAGAGACUUGACAGUGUGCUACAAGGAUACGAGCGUGUUCUAUCUCAAAGUGAACAUCUUGCAGGCGAUGAAGUGACGCUUGCCGAUUUGUUCCAUUUGCCAUACGGAACGUUGAUAGAAGAAUUUGGUUUCGCCAAUCUACUAAAAAGUUAUCCAAAUGUCGCACGAUGGUGGGAAGGGCUAAAAGCUCGAAAGAGCUGGAAGGAAGUGAACGCGAAAUCUGCAUCUCGGUCUUGAUUGAUUAGUGUGCCUAUUCUGAUAUGAAUAGUGGAACAUCAGUAGGUAGCCCGUCAGGUACAAUCGGCUCUUGUAGAUCUCAAUUACAAUAGU
Messenger RNA from Talaromyces stipitatus ATCC 10500, 869 nucleotides. Its product is annotated as glutathione S-transferase, putative. The coding region runs from base 111 to 776 and encodes 221 amino acids. The transcript has 3 exons. The record is from RefSeq and is a predicted model, not a curated record. NCBI's taxonomy places the organism in Eukaryota, Fungi, Ascomycota, Eurotiomycetes, Eurotiales, Trichocomaceae. Gene Ontology annotation, molecular function: glutathione transferase activity; glutathione binding. Gene Ontology annotation, cellular component: cytoplasm.